AUGGAUACUGUCAUAGAGGUUGUCUCCGGUGCGCAUUUCUCCGGUUGGCAUCCUUCAACAUCAUCUUCUACUUCUCCAAGAUCUUCUCGUCACCCCUUCAUCAUCGGUGUCUCUGGAGGCACUGCAUCGGGGAAAACGACAGUGUGCGACAUUAUCGUUCAGCAACUGCAAGAUCACAGAGUUGUGCUCCUCUGUCAGGAUUCAUUCUACCGCGGUUUGACGAAUGAUGAGUUGAAACGCGUUCAUGAGUAUAACUUUGAUCAUCCUAAUGCGUUUGACACAGAGCAACUUGUAGAAACCCUCGGUCAGCUCAAAUCUGGACAGUCGGUUCAAGUUCCAAUAUAUGAUUUUAAGCUUCAUCAGAGAUCAACCGACAAAUCCCGACAGGUCAAUGGAUCUGAUGUAAUCAUUAUGGAGGGUAUAUUGGUUUUUCAUGAACAACGUGUCCGUAACAUGAUGAAUAUGAAGAUAUUUGUUGAUGCAGAUCCAGAUGUAAGGCUUGCCCGCAGAGUAAAACGUGAUACAGUUGAGAGGGGUAGAGAUGUACAAUCUGUACUGGAACAGUAUGCAAAAUUUGUUAAGCCAGCUUAUGAAGAUUUUAUACUUCCUUCCAAAAAAUAUGCCGACAUAAUCAUACCUCGUGGGGGAGAGAAUCGUGUAGCAAUUGACUUGAUUGUUCAACAUAUCCGCACUAAGCUUGGCCAACAUAACCUCUGCAAGAUAUAUCCGAAUGUGAAUGUUAUUCAGUCUACCUUCCAGACUAGAGGCAUGCACACUCUUAUUCGUGAUAGGGACAUAUCAAAGCAUGAUUUUAUUUUUUAUUCAGACCGGCUAAUUCGUUUGGUAGUGGAACAUGGUCUUGGUUACUUGCCGUUUACAGAGAAACAAGUUAUCACACCUACAGGAUCAAUUUAUACGGGAGUUGAUUUUUGUAAGAAAUUGUGCGGAGUAUCCAUUAUUCGAAGUGGCGAAAGUAUGGAAAAUGCUUUGCGUGCUUGCUGUAAAGGAAUAAAGAUCGGAAAAAUUCUCAUUCACCGCGAUGGUGAUGAAACCCAGCUUAUUUAUGAGAAGCUUCCUAAAGAUAUUUCGGAGAGACAUGUUCUUCUCAUGGACCCAGUACUUGGUACAGGUAACGCUGCCAGCGAAGCAAUCGAGCUUCUUAUAAAGAAGGGAGUUCCAGAGUCCCAGAUAAUAUUCCUUAACCUCAUUUCUGCUCCUGAGGGCAUUCAAUGUGUAUGUAGACGUUUUCCGCAUCUGAAAAUUGUCACAUCGGAGAUUGAAGAAGGAUUGAAUGACCACUUCCGGGUCAUACCAGGGUUGGGAGAAUUUGGUGACCGUUACUUUGGUACGGACGAUUCUUAG
This is a messenger RNA of Sphenostylis stenocarpa, 1362 nucleotides long. NCBI's taxonomy places the organism in Eukaryota, Viridiplantae, Streptophyta, Magnoliopsida, Fabales, Fabaceae. The record is from the annotation of a GenBank genome assembly.